Molecule: messenger RNA, 1739 nt
Organism: Laccaria bicolor S238N-H82
Lineage: Eukaryota; Fungi; Basidiomycota; Agaricomycetes; Agaricales; Hydnangiaceae
Exons: 1
Coding region: 339-1739 (466 amino acids)
Source: RefSeq, a predicted model, not a curated record
CAUGUGUCGAACAUGUGCCAUAAAACUUGGCAGUUGACUCGACGUUCUUGGCUCUCGCUCAGCUUGGUCUGAACCAAGUCUGAACCUCGACGUCCGUCAACGGGCCAGCCUGAACCUCUCAAACUCUUUGCGGCUCCGAAAUCGGGCAUCUUCUUCUACGAGCGUCAUCGGCUCGUCGCUAGCCGUCUGACUUGAGUGGACUCUACCAAGUCAAAUCGCACUCAAAGCUUGCGACGGCGGUCCCGAAGAACUCUCCCGUUGAGCUGGUAUUUUAAUCAACAAGAGAACUUGCAAUCCAGAAAAAAAUCGCUCCUUCCCCUCUUUCCGGUUCCAACUCUAUGGACUUCCAGCAGGUGCCUUCAGCUGUUUACGCUACCAUCUUCGAGAUCGGGGUGCUUGCUUGGGGAAUCGAUUUUCUGCCACGAAUCUGCCUCGUCUGCAGGGCCUGGAACGAGAUCGUCAUUAGCACGCCAUCGCUUUGGGGCAUUAUCAAUAUCCUGGACAAAAGAGCCCGGUAUCCAUAUACCCUCGGCCUACAAAUCACCAAAGCCAAAGCCGCACCUCUAACGGUUUCUAUUCCCCCAUCUGUGUUGCCUCCACCCGUUGCGUGGGAGGUCAGGAGAUUGACAAGCCUCUCACGUAACUGGGUCAGCGCGGUGGUACACACAAAUACCCUCCUGCAAUGCCGCUGGUCGGACAUGCGCUCAUCAUUAGGGUCGCUCCACCUUUCCCGGAGUUUCCCCUCCACAGAUCCCGCGACAGAUUUUUUUGGUGACCUGACAGAGUUUCGCCAACCUCCUAAACUUCACACAUUCACCGCUACCGCCCUUUCUAAAGAAUGGAUAUUACCUUUCCUUUCCUCCUCCAUCAAAUUCUUUAGGCUUAAAGUAAAUCCCCGACACGAUGACCAGGUUCACCUCACCUCAACUAUCGACUGCUUAUCCCGCAUUCCAGCAGUGAAUACAUUGAUUAUAGAAUCUAUUCGACAUUUCCAGAGCGUGCCAUUGAACCAAAAAACGGUUUACCUCCGAGAAUUACUUACUCUCGAGCUCGUACGAUCAUGCUACGUCUCUCCCCUUCUUUGUGCUAUAUCUGCGACAUCCCUCCAGACCCUCUUUGUGGAUCACCAGUACCGACCGCAUCGGUCACGGAAUUCGCAGAAUGAAUCACCAUCCUUAGCACUGGCUUCUUUCUUUUCGCAGUGGUCUCACUCCAAUUACCUUCCAGCAAAUCUUCACACCUUAAAAUUGGUCGAGUGUUUACAGCUGGCCGACGUCCCAUUUCUAAUUCGAUUUCUUUCUCGGCUCCCGAAUUUAGUGCGCCUAAUCAUUGUGGACGAUACAGUUGGGAACGCGGCAGAGUUACCUCCUGGCGGAGAGGAGAGGAAUCUCUUCAGAGCGCUUGAAUCUUCUAAGGGCGCUGAGUCGGUCGGUGGAGGCUGGCUUUGUACCUCUUUGAUGGUCCUUCACCUGGAAACAGACCUGCAGGUCCAGGAUUUAAUUAGAAUCGCUCGAGCACGAAAUGAAACCACCUCUUCACCAUCUUCUACAUCUAAUCCGAACCGCCUACGAUGGGUAGAUGCUAUGCUGUGUUCCAGCGGAAGUCGCUCGGAGGUGGAAGAGCUUCGAACAUUGGUCGAUAGCGCUGUGUCAUUGCUUAGGCUGCUUACUGAACCGGACUUGUGGUGGGCAUUCAUCCGCUUCCUCCUGCUCAUAUCACUGAUUGAAACUUCGUUUUAG